AUGGCCACUGCACCCGGGGAGCGGCUGCGGGAGGAGGCUCGGUGCUCGGUGUGCCUGGACUUUCUGCAGGAGCCCAUAAGUGUGGAUUGUGGCCACAGCUUCUGCCUGCGGUGCAUCUCCGAGUUUUGCGAGAAGUCGGACAGCGCUCAGGGCGGCGUCUAUGCCUGUCCCCAGUGCAGGGGUCCCUUCAGGCCUGCCAGCUUCAGGCCCAAUCGGCAGCUAGCCAGUCUGGUGGACAGCGUGCGGCAACUGGGAUUGGGUACAGGACACCCAGGGACGCGCCAGUGUGCGAGGCACGGCGAGGACCUGAGCCGCUUCUGCGAGGAGGACCAUACGUUGCUGUGCUGGGUAUGUGACACUAGCCCCGAGCACCAGAGCCACCGCACUGAACCGCUGCAGGAGGCUGCCAGCCGCUACCAGAGGAUGCUCCGAGCGGCUUUGGAACUUGUGAGGAAGGACAUGGAGGAGGCUCUGAUGCAGGAGACCAACGUGGGGAAGAAGACCGUCAUUUGGAAGGAGAAAGUGGAGAUGCAGAGACAGCGCUUCAGGCUGGAGUUUGAGAAACACCGGGGGUUUCUGGCCCAGGAGGAGCAGCUGCAACUGAGGCGGCUAGAAGAGGAAGAGCGAGCGACCCUGCAGAGACUGCGGGACAGUAGGAACAGGCUGAUCCAACACAACAAGGCCCUGAAGGAACUGGCUGAAGAGCUGGAGGAGAGGAGCCAGAGGCCAGCCCUGGGGCUGCUGGAGGGAGUGAGAGGAGUCUUGACCAGAAGCAAAGCUGUCACACGGCUGGACCCAGAGGCGGUCCCCUUGGAGCUGAAGACAGUAUGUCGCAUCCCUGGGAUGAGGGAGAUGCUGAAGAAAUUCCAAGUGGACGUGAAGCUAGACCCCGCCACUGCCCACCCCAGCCUGCUCUUGACGGCCGACCUGCGCAGUGUGCAGGAUGCGGAGGUCUGGAGGGAUGUCCCAAGCAAUCCUGAGCGCUUCGACACCUGGCCCUGCAUCCUGGGCCUGCAGGGCUUCUCCUCUGGGAGGCACUACUGGGAAGUCAUCGUAGGAGAAGGAGCAGAGUGGGGCCUCGGGGUUUGCCAAGACUCAGUGCCGAGAAAGGGGGAAACCACACCAUCUCCAGAGAACGGCUUCUGGGCCAUGUGGCUGCUGAGGGGAAGCGAGUACAUGGUCCUGUCCUCUCCCUCGGUGCCUACGCUACAAGUUGAGCGACCUCGCCGCAUUGGGAUCUUUCUGGACUACGAAGCAGGCGAAAUCUCCUUCUAUAACAUCACGAAUGGGUCUUACAUCUACACGUUCAGCCAUCUCUUCUCCGGCAUUCUCAGGCCCUACUUUUUUGUCUGUGACUCAACUCCUCUUAUCUUGCCACCCACGACAGAAGCAGGACCUGGAAACUGGACCCCCAGAGGUCUCCUUGAUCUCGCUGCUGCUGUUAGAAGCGAGGACUGCUAA
This is a messenger RNA of Chionomys nivalis (European snow vole), 1461 nucleotides long. RefSeq names its product tripartite motif containing 58 (gene Trim58). Lineage: Eukaryota; Metazoa; Chordata; Mammalia; Rodentia; Cricetidae. The transcript has 6 exons. The record is from RefSeq and is a predicted model, not a curated record. The coding region runs from base 1 to 1461 and encodes 486 amino acids. Gene Ontology annotation, molecular function: protein binding; zinc ion binding.